Messenger RNA from Diospyros lotus (date-plum), 2119 nucleotides. Its product is annotated as glutamate--tRNA ligase, chloroplastic/mitochondrial. Bases 1 to 1770 code for a protein of 589 amino acids. Lineage: Eukaryota; Viridiplantae; Streptophyta; Magnoliopsida; Ericales; Ebenaceae. The record is from RefSeq and is a predicted model, not a curated record. Gene Ontology annotation, biological process: glutamyl-tRNA aminoacylation. The transcript has 12 exons. Gene Ontology annotation, molecular function: zinc ion binding; glutamate-tRNA ligase activity; tRNA binding.
AUGGCGACGGCGCUGGGGGCAAUUGGAUCGCCAUGGUUGAGAAUUAGGAUUAUUCCGGAAGUGGCCCCUCCAAUCUUCCUCCCUCAUUCUCCAUCCUUACGCUCUAAAUAUUCCCUUGCUGAUAUUGCGUCGUCUCGUUUCCGGACAACGACAAGCAGAAGCUUUUCGAUCUCAGCAUCCGCGCCGGCCGAUUCUCCAAACAAAGUCCACCACCGUGGACAAGUCCGAGUCCGCUUUGCUCCUUCACCCACUGGUAAUCUCCACGUUGGAGGCGCCAGAACUGCUCUCUUCAAUUACCUCUUCGCUAGGUCCCACGCUGGCAAGUUCGUUCUCCGAAUUGAAGAUACCGACUUGGAGAGGUCCACCGCUGAGUCUGAGCAAGCCAUGUUACACGAUCUUUCCUGGCUCGGUCUUCACUGGGAUGAAGGUCCUGGUGUUGGUGGAGACUACGGUCCCUAUCGGCAAUCUGAAAGAAAUGUUUUGUAUAAACAGCAUGCCAAAAAGCUUUUGAAAUCUGGUCAUGUUUAUCGUUGCUUUUGUACUAAUGAGGAACUAGAAAAAAUGAAGGAGAUUGCAAAGUUAAAGCAACUGCCUCCAGUAUAUACUGGAAAAUGGGCCCAUGCCACAGAUGAAGAAGUAGAAGAAGAGCUGGAAAAGGGAACCCCUUAUACAUAUCGAUUUCGAGUGCCAAAGGAAGGGAGACUGCAAAUUCAUGAUCUUAUACGAGGAGAGGUUAGUUGGAACUUGGACACACUUGGGGAUUUUGUGAUUAUGAGAAGCAAUGGACAACCUGUUUACAACUUUUGUGUCACUGUAGAUGAUGCUACGAUGGCCAUCUCCCAUGUUAUAAGAGCAGAAGAGCAUUUACCAAAUACUCUAAGGCAAGCAUUAAUAUAUGAAGCUCUUGGAUUCCAAAUGCCUUACUUUGCACAUGUUUCUUUAAUUCUUGCUCCGGAUAGGAGCAAACUCUCAAAACGGCAUGGUGCAACUUCAGUGGGUCAGUUCAGGGAGAUGGGGUAUCUGCCUCAGGCAAUGGUAAACUAUCUAGCAUUAUUGGGUUGGGGUGAUGGUACUGAAAAUGAAUUCUUUACCCUAGAGAAUCUCGUUGAAAAGUUCUCGAUUGACCGUGUCAACAAGAGUGGGGCUGUCUUUGACUCCACUAAGUUAAGGUGGAUGAAUGGUCAGCAUUUAAAAUCUCUUUCAUCGGAGAAGUUAGCAAAACUUAUAGGAGAACGCUGGAAGAAUACUGGCAUUCUCACUGAAUCAGAGGGACUGUUUGUAGAAGAGGCAGUUCACUUGCUAAAGGAUGGAAUCGACUUGAUAACAGAUUCAGACAAAGUGCUUUCAAACUUGUUAUCUUACCCCUUGCAUGCUACUCUAGCAAGCUCAGAAGGUAAACCUGUCUUGCAAGAUGGGCUGCCCGAAAUUUCAUCUAGCUUGUUGGCUGCCUAUGAUAGCGGUGAAUUGGCAAGUGCCCUCGGGGAAGGCCACCCUGGAUGGCAGAAGUGGGUAAAGAGUUUUGGUAAAUCACUGAAACGCAAGGGAAAAUCUCUCUUCAUGCCCCUUCGGGUAUUGCUUACGGGAAAGCUUCACGGCCCUGACAUGGGGGCUAGUGUGGUUCUCCUCCACAAAGCUGGCACAUCUAAUGUUGUAUCCGAGCAGGCUGGCUUUGUGACAUUGGAUGAAAGGUUCAAGAUGCUGAGGGAAAUCAAAUGGGAAUCAUUUGAAGACCAAACAGUUUUGGAGUCUGCUGCCACUGUACCCAGCUGAGAUUUUCCUUCUUCUUCUUCUUCUUCUUCUUCUGGCUUUACCAGUACUGCGACAGGACACAUAAUAGAUCAUCAGAAGAUUUUGAUUAAUGGACAUGAUAAAGAGCAAGUUAAGUGGUAAGAGUUUUCUUGUGACAUUUGUGAUUUGGAGCAUGGUGGGCGCUUAAUUUGUGUAUAUGGUGGAGCUUAUUUCUGGUCAUGUAUGUUUGAGUGGAAUGCUGGGCGCUUAAUUUGUGUAUAUGGUGGAGCUUAUUUCUGGUCAUGCAUGUUUGAGUGGAAUGCUGGAUAAUAAACCAACUGAAAGCUGUCUUUAUAAAUGACAAAGAAGUUACUUUUAACACUAUUAUUAU